Messenger RNA from Eruca vesicaria subsp. sativa (arugula), 1771 nucleotides. The record is from the annotation of a GenBank genome assembly. Lineage: Eukaryota; Viridiplantae; Streptophyta; Magnoliopsida; Brassicales; Brassicaceae.
UGGUCUUAAAACAUAGAAAUUCGUUUUAAAAUACCCCAGAUUGAAAUCUAAACACUCUUCUUCUCUACCGUGUUCAUCAUCGACCAUCACAUCACCUCUACAUCUCCCCCUAGAAACAACACUUCAAUCCCAUCAAUCACGAUUCACCAUAAUAAACACACACACACACACAAAAAUGUUCAACAACAGCGUAUCAAUCUCAAUGUCGGACGACGACGACUCCAACGACCUAAACCGGAUCCGCCCCACCCGAACCCGUAGAAAGCGGAAGAAACCAGGUCACCGAACCACCACCUCCGAGCUUCCACGCUACUUCCUCAGACUCCUCCUCAGACACUGGAUCCUCUUAAUUUUCCUCCUCGCCCUCGCUUUACUCCUCUUCGAAUCAACCAGGAUCGGAACCAAACCUGAGCUGAAAAAACACCAUCCGGAUUCAAACCCUAACAAGAAAAUCGAAGGAAACUUGAAUCGAUUGGAUCCGACUACGAAAGUCAUCGCUGGUGUUAGGCAACGUUGUUUAAAGCUUCUACCUCCUGAAGAGCUUGAGCAUCUUGAGAUCUUGGACCGUAAAGAUUCAACCUCUCCGGUUAAGAAACUUGUGUACCGAACCGGUACAGAUUUUGCAAGCUCUCAUGUUCGUGGGAACGGGACGCGGUUUAAUUUAUUUACUGGGAACCAGAGUUUUGCUGAGAGAGAGACUAGUUUUCAGGUGAGUGAGACUGUUUCGGUGCAUUGUGGGUUUUUCAAUGAGAAUGGUGGGUUUAGGAUUGAGGAUGAGGAUAAGAAGUUUAUGCGAAGUUGUCAAGUUGUUGUCUCCACGUGUGCUUUUGGUGGUGGAGAUAAUCUUUACCAACCUAUUGGAAUGUCUGAGGCAUCAACUCAAAAGGUAUGCUACGUUGCGUUUUGGGAUGAUGUUACAUUGGCAACACAGGAAGCAGAGGGGCAUAAGAUUGGCGAGAAUGGUUACAUUGGUAAAUGGCGAGUUGUGGUCGUGAAGGAUCUGCCUUUUAUGGACCAAAGGCUUAAUGGAAAAAUCCCUAAGAUGUUGUCUCAUCGCCUUUUCCCGGAGGCUAAGUACUCGAUUUGGGUAGACUCCAAGUCCCAGUUUAGAAGGGAUCCACUGGGUGUAUUAGAUGCUCUUCUUUGGAGAACAAACUCGGUGCUUGCCAUUUCAGAACAUGGAGCUCGAGGUAGUGUAUAUGACGAGGCAAAAGCUGUUGUCAGGAAACACAAAGCUACACCUGAAGAAGUCGAAGUACAGAUAAAUCAGUACAGGCGUGACAAGUUACCCGAAGAUAAAAGAUUCAACGGGAAAAAAGCUUUGUCUGAAGCCUCUGUGAUUGUGAGGGAGCACACACCACUGACGAACCUUUUCAUGUGCCUCUGGUUCAAUGAAGUUGUCCGCUACACGUCGCGUGAUCAGUUGAGUUUUCCAUACGUUUUUUGGCGAUUGAAAGUUCUCAAGAACGUCAACAUGUUCCCUGUGUGUACACGUAAAGAUCUCGUCAACAGCAUAGGUCAUGUACGCAAGGCAAAACCGUUGGUUUAGUAUUAUUUUCCCUUAUUUUUCAAUUCAUUUUGUGUUUAGCCAUUGUGAUAUAUAGAAACUGAACCGAUAUUUAUCAAACCAAAAUCGACCUACAAUUAAUUUAGGCAAAAUUCAAAGUUGGUGUGGUAUGUUUCUUCUGUGAAACUCAAUUUUGAACAUAUUGUUUGAUGGUAAAGUCAUUUAGCCGAGAGUAUUUGAUUGAACAAAAUAUGAGGACUCUUU